Molecule: messenger RNA, 1622 nt
Organism: Paramecium octaurelia
Lineage: Eukaryota; Ciliophora; Oligohymenophorea; Peniculida; Parameciidae
Source: the annotation of a GenBank genome assembly
CUUUACAAAUAAUUAUAAUGGAUAACUAAUUGUUGAUCAAGAAGUAAUGGCUUAUUAAGUCGAGACCAGAGAGGAUCGAAGAUAUUUAUGAUUCUGAUAAGAAAGUAUGGCUAACAUAUAAAAGCGUAGGAAUUAGGUUCUGGAGCAUAUGGCCGAGUCUUCAAGGCUAUACACAAGGAAUUGGGAUUGGAAAGAGCAAUAAAGAUGAUUCCCAAAAAAUUAAUUGCAAGUCCAGAUAGAUUCAAAAGAGAAAUCGAAAUUAUGCAAAAUUUAGUAUUGACAUUUAGAAUCAAUAUAGGAUCAUCCAAACAUCAUAAAGCUUUUUGAAAGUUUCGAAGAUUAGAGGAAUAUCUAUUUAGUCAUGGAGUAUGAAUAUAUAACAUUAAAGAAUUUGUACUGGCGGAGAAUUAUUCGAUACAAUCAUCGAGAAAGGCCAUUUCACUGAAAAGGAAGCUCAACAAACAUUUCUGUAAAUCAUGUAAGCAAUUCACUAUUGCCACACUCAUGGAAUAUGUCAUAGAGAUCUUAAACCCGAAAACUUUUUACUUCUUAACAAAUAACCAGAUGCUCCAAUUAAAGUCAUUGAUUUCGGACUCAGUGUGUUGUUCCAUGAUAGCCAUUACAAAAGUGUAGAUGGAAAGACAUAGAUGAAAUCAAAAGCAGGAACUGUAUGACUAUCAAACCUAAAAUAGCCUUAUUAUAUAUCACCAGAAGUUCUAGAUGGAAAAUAUGAUGAACUCUGCGAUGUUUGGUCAGCUGGUGUUAUUUUAUACAUUCUGCUUACAGGAUUACCUCCCUUCAAUGGUAGAAAUGAUGCAGAAAUAUUGAAGGCUGUUAAGUCUGGCGUUUAUAAAUUGGAUAUUCCUCAAUUAGAGGGAGUUUCAAAUGACGUUAAAGAUUUGAUUUAAAAGUUGUUAACCAAACCUGAUAACAGAUUAACAGCUGGACAAGUAUUAUAACAUCCUUGGCUUACCUCAGUAGAAAUCCCUCAUUCCAUAUUAACUUUAGAUUUCAAAUCAUUCAAAGGAUUCAGUGCCAGCAACAAAUUAAAAAAAGUACAUUACAUCUCCUAAUUAGGUAACACUAACCUAUAUUGCAUCCUAAUUAUCAGAGGUAGAAAUCCAAGAAUUGGGAAAAUUGUUUAAGGAAUUAGAUCAAAAUGGAGACGGCAUUCUUACCUUGGAAGAAGUUAAAAAAGGGUUACAUAAUUUCCAAUAAGAGAGUUGGGGUGAAGUCAUUUAAAUUUUGAAAGCUAUUGACACUGAUUGCAAUGGAGUUAUUAAUUAUACUGGUAAGAUCUAUAUUAUUAAUAAGAUUAGAGUUUGUCGCUGCAACAAUGGAGAGAAAUAUGUAUAUGAAAAAGGAGAAACUAUUGUAAGCUUUCAAGAUGUUCGAUAUUGAUCGAAGUGGUAAAAUUAGCAGUGAAGAAUUAAAGAAAUGCUUGGGAAGUAUUAUUUACUAUAUUUUAUAAGAUAAUGAAAUAUAUAGUUAGUCUGAUCCAUAAUUAUGGUAAAAUUUGAUCAGUGAAGCAGACUAGAAUAAGGAUGGAGAAAUAGAUUAUCUUGAGUUUGUAGAGAUGAUGGACAGAAUUGAUGCUAAAUGAUUUAUUAUUGGUUCAAAAC